GUCUGACAGAGAUGCUGUCCAGUGUGGCAGAGGAGGUGAGGCUGGCUAUCCACAGUGACAUCAGUGGGUCUGAAGUCCUCUACAGCCUUCUCAGUGCCCCCUGGCUACAGUCCCUACUCAAGAUCUACGAGUGUCUGCAGAAGUUCAGAAGGCUUCCACCCAGUCCCUACCUGCCCUAUGCCUCUGGUCUCUCUCACGAGAUCCUGUCCAACAUCAGAGCAGUACCAGCUCCGUCCCCAGAGGCCAGACAGCUCUAUAGUCUACUGAAGUCCCCCCAUCUACAGGCCCUCCUCUCAGCCCAUGACAUGGUGGCCCAGACGGACUAUGAGCCAGUUCUCCCUCCGCUCCCUGAGGACCUGCCGGAAGACGAGGAGGCCAUGAGGAUCGUCUGUCUGGUCAAGAACAAACAGCCUCUGGGAGCCACAAUAAAGAGGGACGAGGAAACAGGAGAGAUAUUCAUAGCCCGGGUGAUACACGGAGGCCUUGCAGAUCGCAGUGGUCUUCUGCAUCCAGGGGAUCUGCUGGUGGAGGUGAAUGGGAACCCUGUAGAAGGACUGGACCCAGAACAGGUCAUACAGAUACUGCUGUAUGUGCGGGCCAUGGCAGACUACUGCCCCCUGCAGGACCCAGCGAUCCCCUGUCCUGACGCUGGCAUGGUCUUCAGUAGAGGAGACCUGCUGGAGAUAGUCGACCAGACAGACAUCCACUGGUGGCAGGCUAGGAAGCUUCCCAGUGCCUCAGCCUGCGCCGGCCUCAUCCCCUCCACCAGUCUGCUCAAGAGCAAACAGAGGGAGACGUGGUGGUCACAGCCUUUCCAGGCCCACACCUGCAUCAAACCCUUGAGCAUAGCUGGUGAUGAGGACGACGUUAAGACCAACAGUGGGAAUGGUGCCAUAGCAGAUGAAGAAGAUUUUGAAUCUGAGGACCUCAGAGAAGUGUAUCCCGAAGAGGCUGAAGAAGGAGCACAUACGAUGGGUGGCAUCUACAUCUCGGGAUUCCGCCGUAGUUUCCGUCUGUGGCGGAGAAUGACCCACCGUACGCGUCGCCAAUCCUGCUACUCCUGUUCUCCCAACACCUCGGCUCUGUCCAGCCCCUAUGAAGAGGUGGUCAGCUACCAGAGACGACCUGACGACCCGCACAGACUGAUCAUCCUCGUAGGUCCUUCUGGUGUAGGGGUGAAUGAACUCAGGAAAAGACUGAUCAAACUCAACCCACACACCUUCCAGGGAGCUGUGCCUCACACAACGCGACCAGCCAGAGAUGGAGAGGGGACAGGAAAAGAAUAUAACUUUGUCACCAAAGAGCUGUUUGAUUACAUGGUGUGCAACCACAGGUUCCUGGAGUACGGUGAAUAUAAAGGUCAUCUAUAUGGGACCAGUAUUGAUGCUGUCAAAGACGUGAUAGACAGUGGAAGGAUGUGUGUUAUAGACACUGAGCCACAUAGCAUCCUGUCCGUGAGGAAUAAGACGUUCAAGCCUUAUGUCAUCUUUAUAAAGCCUCCCAGUUCAGAACGACUGAGACAGACACGGAGGGAUGCACGCAUCAUCACCAGCUGUGUUGUCAACAGACCUUUUAAAGAUGUUGACUUUGAGGAGAUGGAGGAUGCUGCCAGGUUCAUGGAGGGGAAGUACGGUCAGUACUUCGACCGCGUCAUAGUCAACGAGGAGCUGCAGGAUGCCUGUAUGAAGCUGUUCAAUGACAUACAGCUGGCUCAGGAGGGACCACAUUGGAUACCUGCCGCAUGGCUCAGUACUGAGGACUAGAGAAAGGAGAGGG
This is a messenger RNA of Oncorhynchus tshawytscha (Chinook salmon), 1776 nucleotides long. RefSeq names its product MAGUK p55 subfamily member 4-like. Gene Ontology annotation, cellular component: plasma membrane; adherens junction. Gene Ontology annotation, molecular function: protein binding. The record is from RefSeq and is a predicted model, not a curated record. NCBI's taxonomy places the organism in Eukaryota, Metazoa, Chordata, Actinopteri, Salmoniformes, Salmonidae.